Linum trigynum is the source of this 1273-nucleotide messenger RNA. The record is from the annotation of a GenBank genome assembly. Lineage: Eukaryota; Viridiplantae; Streptophyta; Magnoliopsida; Malpighiales; Linaceae.
GAUUAAUGGAUACAGAAACAACUACCCCAUAAGCUGUCGGGAGAUCAUGGGUAAAAAAAAAGGAUCAAUCACAAUAAAUUUUCAAUUGAAAAUCGCUUGGCGAUGGUACAAAAUAAAUACGAGGCCAUGGGAGCUAGUCAAGAUUGACUCCUCGGGGAGGGCGGGGAGUAGUAUUCCACUCUCUAUGAGCAUUAAGGUCCUUAUAUAGUUUAGGGGUUAAUUGUAUGGUUUGACAUUGAGAUUACGAAAAACGUUCAAGUUUGGUCAUUCGAAAUAUUUAAAUCUAUUGGUGGUACUUCAGGUUACUGAAACUGAUCACGUUUGGUCUCUCUCAGUCCAACUCCGUUAACUUUGACUGAUGUGGCAGUCAACUCUCAAAGUUGAUUGUUAACUUAGUGACGUAGCAAUUAAGAAAUAAUAAAUAAAAUAAAAUUUAAUCUAUUUUAAUGUUCAACUUAUUUUUACCUAAAAUAAAUAAAAAUAAAUAAAAAAGUAUUAUAAUUAUCAAAUUGAAGCAUGGAGAACCGUGAACCCGGUAAACGAGGCCGUGGGGCUACUUUGAACGGGUAACUGGCACGUCUGCCAGGUCGUAGUGGAGACGAUGCUGCGCGGCGGGACUCUGAGCCCCAUCCCUGAGUUUGUGGCCGAAUCUCAGGCCUCCGAUGAAGCUUCGGAGGUCGAUGUUGGCUGUAGCGAGAUGUGGAAGCUCAACGGCAGCAACGAACGAAGCCCGAGCCAUACCCAGAGUCCAAUUCCAAAUCUGAGUACACAUUCUCGGUUCUCGAGUUCCAGAUCCAAGGUCUCCCCGAAGCGGAAACGGGUGGGGGAAGCAGCGACGCCGCCGACUAGAGUGAUGCUGCUGCCGAUGAAUGAUUUGGAUCUCUGGCUGACCCCGACCCUCUCUCCCAAGGCUGUUCCGCUGUGCAAACCGGAUUUCAGGCGGCGUGGCACACCUUCGAUGAACUCCGAGGCAGGGGCGGAGCCAGGAUUUUAAGUUCGGGGGGCCAAAAAUUUUAUUAUCGUAAAAAAAAUAUAUUGAUGUCACCCCACAAAAUGUUAUUUAAGAUAAUUAUAAGCACUAAAAGUAUGAUUUAAAUUAAAAUAUGUAUCACGACAUGUUCAAAAUUAUUAAAUAAAUUUCAACAAAAAUAAUGCACCAUGUUCUUCAAUUUAUGAUAAGUAACAAAGAAUGUCUAUAAAAAAUGAGAAAAUAAUUGAAUUAUUCGCUAUAUAGUUAAAAUUAUCUUUGAAAAUAUAAAUGUAUAAGUUCAAU